Molecule: messenger RNA, 527 nt
Organism: Oryzias melastigma (Indian medaka)
Lineage: Eukaryota; Metazoa; Chordata; Actinopteri; Beloniformes; Adrianichthyidae
Product: sex hormone-binding globulin-like
Exons: 3
Source: RefSeq, a predicted model, not a curated record
GACGGAUCGUAACAUUCAGAGGCCGCUAAUAUGUCCAUGAUGCAUUUUUUUACGUCUUCCAGAAACAAGUGUCAGGCAAUUCCGUCCUCUUCCUGAGUCAGGUCAGAGACCUCUGGAGGCCGCUGGUCCACACAGCAGUCAACCUCUCAGAAAUCAACAGCAUCAAGUCGUCCUUCCAGUUUCGGACAUAUGACCCCGAAGGUCUGAUUUUCUAUGGAGACACUAAAAACGGAGAGGACUGGUUCGUCCUGUCCCUGAUGAACGGCAUCCCCCUGAUGCAGAUCAGCAAAGAAGGCAUGCUGGUCAGCGUGGAGGGCGGGAUGAAGCUGAACGACGGGAAGUGGCACACGCUGGAAGUUAGCAACCAGGAGAAGUUUGUCAUUCUGGAGGUCGAUGGCUCAACCGGACUAAAGGUGGGGAUGCAGUCCCAGCAGACGGAAGAGGUCAUGUCAGGAGGACUUCGACUGGCCCUCGGUGGGAUCCUGAUCGAGAAGGAAAAGAUGAUCGUUCAGGUUCAAAUAUUGCUU